Molecule: messenger RNA, 1473 nt
Organism: Tachysurus vachellii
Lineage: Eukaryota; Metazoa; Chordata; Actinopteri; Siluriformes; Bagridae
Gene: lyset
Product: transmembrane protein 251
Exons: 2
Coding region: 154-570 (138 amino acids)
Source: RefSeq, a predicted model, not a curated record
CAGCGCUCAAGUUCCCGGAUGUUCCCGAUUUCAGGAAGUCAGUCACAUGACAACAAACCGCAAGGAAGCAGCUGUUAAUGAGCUUUUUUACUGUUUAAUCAUCUCUAAAUACAUAAACAUAAAGCCUGAGAGACCACAACAGGAGCAUGGAGAAUGAUGAACUUUCGCCAGAGGAUGGGAUGGAUCGGUGUGUCCCUGUACUUGAUGGUUAGCAUCACAGCAGUUUAUUACAUUUUCGAGAUCAAUCAGACGUACAACCGGCUGACGCUGGAGAAGACGAGCGGGACACACCCACCCAUGCAGCGUGACGCAGACUCCGCCCCCUCUCUGUCCUCCUGGAUGCAGAGCGUGAAGUCGCGGCUCCUCCUGAUGCCCUUCUGGCUGUGGGCGGUCCUCUUCCUCGUCCCGUACAUACAGGUCUUCCUCUUCCUCUACUCCUGCACUAGAGCCGACCCCAAGACCGUGGGUUACUGCAUCCUGCCCGUCUGCCUCGCCCUGCUCUGUAACAGACACGCCUCCUUCACCAAGGCGUCCAAUCAGAUCAGCAGACUGCAGCUGAUUGACACCUGAUGUGGGCGGGGCUUCUAUACGGUUUAUUCACUGGAGCAAAAAAUUCAGACGAGACGAGUGACGCUUUCUACAGUCUGCUAAAUCACUCCAAACUGCUUUAUACCAUUCAAUAAAUCAAUGCUUUAAACUCAUAACGAUGAUGAUGAUGAUGAAUGAACCAACUCCACUAGGAUUAUUUUUAAUUUUUAUUUAAUAGUUUGGACCCGGUGCACAAAAUAAAAACAAUAAUAAAUAAAUUAUUUCUUUUUUUAAAAAAUAAUAUGUAUAUUUUUUUAUAAACUCUGACCAGUCGCCUUGUAAUUAAAGUUGUGGUACAGUUAGAUGCAGGGGCGUAGCCAUCAUUUUAAAAAAAAGGGGGGGGGGGGGGUAUCUAGUGUUAUCUGUUUUUUUUUUUCAAUUAAUCCUUGUGUAAAUGACAGGUUUUAUUUUUAAUCAUGCGUUAUGAUUAUAUAUGAUUAUAAAAAAGAAAGAAAGAAAGAAAGAAAGAAAGAAAUAGAACAGCUUGCCCCUGGGACAGUACCCUUAAAAGGACAUCUUUGUACCUUAUUUAACCCCAAAAAUGUAUAGUUGUACAUUAAGGUACACAUUGGUACUCUAAGGUAGUAAUGUGUAGUCUUUUGAGUAUAAAGUACAAAGAUGUCCUUAUAAUGGUACUAAGAGUAUAUUGUUUACAUAUUUCAAAUUGUAUUUUGUGUAUGCACAGUACAUGGCACACAGUAAUGGAUACUUGCACAUUCAAAUAAUACUUCAUUUUGUUCUCUUCUUCAGUCCAUAUUUCAGGAAUAAACCAAGUAAUUCAAAACAAACUAUUGAAAGAAAAUUUAUAUUGAACUCAACUGACAAACAUGUCAAGACCUGAUAUCAAUUAUACAGUUAGAUGAAAUAAACAUUUAGUGUCACUUC